Molecule: messenger RNA, 2072 nt
Organism: Anopheles funestus (African malaria mosquito)
Lineage: Eukaryota; Metazoa; Arthropoda; Insecta; Diptera; Culicidae
Product: general odorant-binding protein 99b-like
Exons: 2
Coding region: 1447-1878 (143 amino acids)
Biological process (GO): sensory perception of smell
Molecular function (GO): odorant binding
Source: RefSeq, a predicted model, not a curated record
AGUUUUCAUUUGGAGAAUUAUAUUAACCAGUGGUCGUAAACAUUGAUCACGCGCAGAUUGACAUCAACAGAAAAUAAUUAUUCAUAAAUGAUGGCGUACACUAGCGUAGGUUCUCCGAAGUGUUCGCUCACUCAUAUAGCUAGCAACUGGUACACAACGCCAAGUUCCGUUACAUUAAUUAAAACCCAACAAAUGAUAUUCGUUUCCCCCCUUAGCUGCCACUUCCUUUGAGCUCUUCAUAAUAUGAUGUUCUUUUCUAAGUAAAAAAGCUAUUUAUUAUGAUAUAGGUAAAAUUGUACGAUCAUGACAACGAACAAAAGCUAAACAAGGAAAACCCUUGUCUAUUUGCCUAUGAUUGGUGUGCGCUUUACUGCUCUAACAACAUGCAGCUCAAAGGUUUGAAAGCUGUAGUUGAGUUGAGGCUCGUAACUAGUUUUUUUCAUAAUUCCUUUCUCUGACUGAAUCGUGGUUCGAAAACGCAUCGACAAAAAAAACAGUACAGUACAAAGAGCAGUUAAAUAAAAUGAAGAAAAACAUUCACGCAACAUCAAUAUCCGCCUAAUGACUUCCCAAGAUCCAGUACACCACGACUUCGAGACACAGCGUGCCAUCGAUUGAAACGCGUCGAGAUAUGAACGUGAUGAAAGACUUUAAACAUUGAACUUAAUCUCGCUCGGCCAAAGCGUAACUCAUGACAAAACGGAAGCGUAGCUUCAAAACAUAAGUUUCAAGGGAAAAGAGAAAACAUUGGAGCUCACGUUAUUAUAGCGUAAUGAAAAUUUUGAAAUAGCCAACAUGUUAAGGCAGAAUAGAGAAAUCUUGGCUAACCCUAACGCUCGUUUAAUUUUGUUCUAUAAGAUUCUAAUUAAAAAAAAUGUUACAAAACCAAAUUUAAAUAGCGAGAAUCUUCAAUAUCCGUUUAUGAUGUAGCAUAUGAAUUUACUUUUUCAAAUUGCAUACAUCUGUAUCAUAACACUGCUGUAAUAUGACAAAAUGCUUGAACAAUUGAACAAGAGAAAAAACUUAAAUCAAUCUUUUGCACGAAACGACAAUUGCUUGUUUUCCCAACAGAUUCGAAUGUAAUUUCCUCUAAAGAAUGAUAAUAACAAACAACAUUGGAAAAUUCACCUCUAACCAUAGGUAAGCUUUCGUUUUAAGAAGGCGCCUAAUGAACAGCGUAUUAGCGAGCGACUUCCUGAUGUGCUGAAGGAGUUAAAUACACUCAUUUGCGAAAACACCACUCAAUUUUAUGGCACUAGCACGCGAUUUCCUCAUUUGUCUUUCGCUAUCCUAGCUAGCAGUUUAGACGUCGGCAUAUUGCAACGUUCAGACAGAAAACAAUCCUAUAAAAAUUGACAGUAAAUCGAUUUGUGACAACAGUUGUCAGUGGCCAAGUGUCGUGCUAGCAAGCAGCAGUUUAAGUGAACAACUACCGGAAGGCGAGCAAUGAAAUCUAUCGUUCUCCUUGCUGCAGUUUUGACAGUGUUGUCUGUGCAGCUUGUAAGAGCGACGGACGAUAUAGAGUCGCUGAUUGAUUCCUGCAGCAAGGUUGUGGAAGGAAUGACGGAAGAUUUGAAAGCUCGAUACCGAGCGAACGCAUUUCCGGACGAUCCCGUAACGCAUUGCUUCGUGAGAUGUCUCGGACUCACGCUUAAUCUUUACGACGAUGAGGAAGGGGUCGAUUUGCAUGCGAACUGGGAAUAUCUGGGCAAAGUGGAUGAUGAGAUCGAAUUUAUCGCCAAGCAUCGCGACUGUCUGGAUAAUAGAAAUUUAGCAUUGAUCGACAAUCCGUGCGACCGUGCUUAUAGUGCAUUCCAGUGCUUGAAGGAAGAGUACGGAAUGGAUCAAAGCAGCAGCAACAGCACCAGCAGUACUUAGAGGCGUAUGGUACUUGUGACAAUAACACAAUUUUUUUUCCUAGGGUAUGCCGAAUUCAACCUAGCCUCAGCAAGCAAAGAAGCUGGUUGUUGUGUUAUAAAAACUAAAUAUUGAUGUUUGGUGAAUUGGUAUGGAACAUCUUUAACGGAACUGUAAAAUGUAUGAAGCUCAAAAAUAAAAUGCGAUUAGAACGA